Molecule: messenger RNA, 3547 nt
Organism: Rhododendron vialii
Lineage: Eukaryota; Viridiplantae; Streptophyta; Magnoliopsida; Ericales; Ericaceae
Product: serine/threonine-protein kinase EDR1-like
Exons: 19
Coding region: 544-3069 (841 amino acids)
Biological process (GO): protein phosphorylation
Molecular function (GO): protein tyrosine kinase activity; ATP binding
Source: RefSeq, a predicted model, not a curated record
GAAUGAUCAGAGCGACUCAAUUUGUUGAAAACAUUUUUGUAAGAAAGCCUGAAAAAAAUCAGGUCCGUUGGAUAUGGGUUACCUUGAUCAGUUACUCUAUUUGCUCAAAUUUCUGACAUGAAAUUUUGAGUGAAAAAUGGAUCGCGCCUUGACCAAAAUCCAACUCAAUUGAUUUUUUUCAGGGGUUUUUAAAAAAUAUUUAAAUAAAUUGAUUAUUUAUGUGUAACCCCCCGAUCUGGCGUAGAUUUGGUGCAACGGAUCAAAUUUUUUCUCUCAUAGAACCCUCUCUCUCUCUCUCUCUGUGAUUCAGAUGCUGUUAUUAGGAAACCUCAUCGGAGAUCCAAAUGCUUCGAUCUAAUGGUUGGCACUAUGGCUGCGGCAGUAAAACAUGUGUCAGGGGAAGUUUGCAUCAGUCAGUAAGGCCAUAGCUGCAGGACAAAGAAGCUCGUAGCCAAUUUAUUGAAGGAACUUCAUGUAGGAUCAAUUGUCACUCAUGGGGUAAGGAGUGGGCAAAAUGAUUAUACGUUUUGUGUCUUUCUGGAGAUGGAGCCGGCACAAGAAGAUCCAGAGCCAAUGGAACCAGGCCUUUCAAAUGACCCAUGGUGGCCAUCAAGUUUUAUGGCAAGGCUGAGAACAGUUUCUUUGUUCUCUUCAGAGGAAAGUCUAAACAGAGAAUCAAUUAGCAGGAAAAAUGAUGAGGUUUUGGCAUCAUAUACAGCUUCACAGACUCUGUGGGCUACUGGGAAGCUAUCUGAACCAAUUCCCAAUGGUUUCUAUUCUAUUGUUCUGGAAAGUGGACUGAAGGAUUUUUGUGACACUAUUCCGUCUCUAGAUGAGCUUUAUGCUUCGGAACCAGAGGGUUUUAGUGCAGAUGUUAUUCUAGUGGAUGCAGACAAAGAUAAGAAGCUUUCCUUGCUAAAACAGCUGGCUGUGACCCUGGUGAAAGGAUUAAAUUCAAACCCGCCAGCAGUGAUAAAGAAGAUAGCUGGAUUGGUUUUUGACUUUUAUAAACGACCAAAUCUGGAUACCAGCCCAGUGAAAGCUGCACUGGAGGAAGUUUCUCAUCUAGUGGAUAACCGGGGAGUCCAGAUGUUGUGUCAAAUAAGGCAUGGUACAUGCCAUGCUCAGGCAAUCUUAUUUAAAGUUCUUGCAGAUACUGUAGGUCUUGAUAGUAGGCUUGUGGUGGGUUUGCCUAGGGAUGGUGAAAUGGAGAGAAGAGACUCAAACAAGCAUAUGUCUGUGGUAGUAUUGAUGAACUCUGCGGAGCUGCUGGUUGAUCUUGCACGUUUUCCUGGCCAGUUGAUACCCUGCUCAACCAAGGCAAUCUUCCUGUAUCAUUUAUCUGCCGCCGGUGAGAGUGACUCUGCAGACAAUGACUCCUGUGAUUCACCGCUAGAACCAAAUAGUCCUCUGUGUGGCUUUCCAGCUGGAGUGGAUUUUGAAGGAUCUGAGAACAAUGAGAGCCUUCAGUCAUUAUAUCACUCUAAAGUAGAUGCGUCAGAUAAUGUAUCAGGUCCAUCAUCGAGGAAUGUAAUGCUUCGGCAACAAUCAAAGAUUUAUGGAACGCUAAAUUUAUCACACAGUGAACCCAACAUAGGAAAUGCAUUUUGGCGGCGCAAGAAAGUCAUCGCAGAAGAUCGGACAUCCAGUUCAAGUCCAGAGCAUCCAUUACUUAAACAUGGGCGUUCUAUUCUUAGUGGUUAUAGACAGUUUCCCGGGGAGUUCAUGAAUGACAUGACUACAUCAAGGUCAACUGGAACUCGUGGAAGAAGAAGACGUACUAGUAUUACUCCAGAGAUUGGUGAUGAUAUUGUAAGGGUGCUCCUAGGGAACUGCCACGUGGUGCUCCAGGAAUGUGUGGGUGUGGAGGGUGUUGGCCCUCUGAAUAAUUACUUUAACUCAAGGGCUGUACGAGCAAUGAAUGAAACAUUCAAGCAAAAAUGUAUCUCGGGGGAGAGAACUGGAGCACAUAAUUUGUGUUCUACAAGUAAAGAAAGUAAUAUGUCAGAUCCUAAUGUAAGUGUAUCAAAUUUCCAUCCACAUGAUCAUGAUGAAGCAUCUGGUGAAAAGUCUACAGCAUAUUAUUUCCACCGGAAGCAGAUGUGUUUAAAGAACGCCAUCUCGUUGCCUUCAUCCCAUCAUCAAUCUAGGGACAGGGUUUCUAGAAUGUGUGAAGCAACAGUACUUUCCGGAAGUGCUGAUAUGAUCUCGUCAUGGAAUAAAGUCCUUGAAUCAUCAAAUAUCUCUGACAAGCUUUUGUUGCCUUUUCAAGAAUGGAAUAUUGAUUUCUCUGAAUUGACUGUUGGAACCCGUGUUGGCAUAGGAUUCUUCGGAGAAGUUUUUCGUGGCAUCUGGAAUGGGACAGAUGUUGCUAUCAAAGUUUUUCUUGAACAAGAUUUAACUGUUGAGAACAUUGAAGACUUCUGCAAUGAGAUAUCUAUCCUGAGCCGUCUGCGACACCCAAAUGUAAUUUUAUUUCUUGGUGCCUGUACAAAGCCCCCUCAGCUGUCCAUGGUGACCGAGUACAUGGAAAUGGGAUCAUUAUAUCAUUUAAUCCAUGCAAGUGGGCAGAAAAAGAGACUCAACUGGAGAAGGAGACUAAGAAUGCUGUGUAACAUAUGCAGGGGUCUAAUGUGCAUACAUCGGAUGAAAAUAGCCCAUCGCGAUCUGAAGAGCGCAAAUUGUCUUGUGGAUAAGCAUUGGACAGUCAAGAUCUGCGAUUUUGGGCUCUCACGAGUGCUUACCAACACACCUAUGAGGGAUGGUUCUUCUGCAGGAACUCCAGAGUGGAUGGCUCCUGAACUCAUCCGUAAUGAACCCUUUACAGAAAAAUGUGACAUUUUCAGCCUCGGCGUUAUAAUAUGGGAGCUCUGCACUCUUAAUAGACCAUGGGAAGGCGUAACAUCAGUUCAAGUGGUUUAUUCAGUUGCUAAUGAUGGAUUGCGGCUAGAAAUCCCUGAUGGUCCCCUGGGCAGCAUAAUUUCGGACUGUUGGGCUGAACCGGAUAGACGCCCCAGCUGUGAGGAAAUUCUGUCACGUUUGCUCAGCUGUGAGUAUACACUAUGCUGAUUUGCCCGAAGGACGCGGCGGAAGUGCUGAAUACAAUAAGGCUGCAAGUUGCAAAUGUCAUUACUUCUAAGUUUCAAAGCACCCGCCGUCUUCAGUUCCCAGCAAUUCAUCUCUCUCCUUCCCCCACCUCCCCAGUUGUGGGUGAAUACGACGGGACCAUGUUUCCAUGUGCUUUUGUUAUGCUUAUACUUGAGCUUGAAAAAAGGCCGUAAAUAGAAGGAUCACGUUGUGUAUGAUUACAACGGGAGCAUAUUUCCAUGUGAUUUUGUUAUUCUUUUUACCCGAGCUUGAAAAACAGGCCAUAGUUCAUAGAAGGAUCAUCUUGUGUUAUUGAUUAUUUGUUUCUCUUCGGAUGUAUAAUCAUCUGCUUUGUUGUUUUGAUCAAAGCAUGAGAACUGGAUGCCCAGAUACCUUUUUUGAACUAGAUUGCCCAGAUGUUAGUUAUCUUAUAUGCAGUCUUUCGUUAUUUUUUCCCGCA